UAUAAUUUCGAAUAUCGAUUAUCAUUGCCAAUUGAUCGACAACGUUCAUCAACUGAUCAGCGAUCUGGUUUGGGUUCUUUAGUUGAAAUUUCUUUCGAUAAUGAAGUUGCAACAUCAUUCUUAAAUUAUGCUUCAUCACAUCACGUAACUCCAUUUCAAUUAGGAUUAGCUACUUUUUAUACAUUUUUAUUCAAAUUAACUCAUCAUCAAAAAGAUUUGUGUAUUUCAUCACUUAAUGCAAAUCGAUAUAGAAAUGAAUUACAAAAUGUACUUGGAAUGUUUGUUUCAACAUUACCAUAUCGUAUUGAGUUGAAUUCUUAUUGGACAUUUGAUGAACUUGUAAAAUUUGUACAUGGAAAAUGUCUAUCAAUUCUUUCACAUUCUCAUUAUCCAUUACAACAUAUUCUUGCUGAUUUCCACCUGAAUCAAUCGAAUAUUGCUUUUCUUGAAACAGUAUUUUAUUUUGUUUCUAUGUCAUUUGAUAUGAGUCAGUUAUCUGUCCAUGGUACAAGUUUGGAAGAAGUGUCAUUAGAUCAAUCAACUGAAGUAGCGAAAUUUGAUUUCAUGUCGACAUUUAUUUACAAUCCACUAAGAGAUAAUAAAAAAUUAUCAUGUUUUUUUGUGUGUUCGAAUGAUCUCUAUGAAGAAAAAACGCUUGAAAAUAUUGCUCGACGAUUUCAAUAUUUUGUCUCACAAUUAUUCACAAUGAAUCCAAGCGUUAAAGAACUUAAUCUAUGGAAUAUACCUAUUAAUAAUCUCCAAAUCAUUUUACCGGAAGAAGCUAAUGAACUUCAUAAAAUACUUUUUAAGAAAGUGUCGAAUAGUAUUAAUGAAGAUGAUAUCUGUGAUGUAAUAUUCCAAGUCGUGGUAAAAGGUUUUCUAAUGACAAGAAAUCCUAUUAAUUGA
Molecule: messenger RNA, 906 nt
Organism: Adineta steineri
Lineage: Eukaryota; Metazoa; Rotifera; Eurotatoria; Adinetida; Adinetidae
Source: the annotation of a GenBank genome assembly